Molecule: messenger RNA, 3700 nt
Organism: Brassica rapa (field mustard)
Lineage: Eukaryota; Viridiplantae; Streptophyta; Magnoliopsida; Brassicales; Brassicaceae
Product: cytochrome P450 78A9
Molecular function (GO): iron ion binding; heme binding; oxidoreductase activity, acting on paired donors, with incorporation or reduction of molecular oxygen
Source: RefSeq, a predicted model, not a curated record
UAUCAAAAGUUUUAUAUUAGUUAAUUAUCUUCUAAAUGACAUUUAUUUUUAAUUCUUUUUGGAUGAGAAUAUUUUGGCUGAGGUGGAUAGUCUCAAAAGCCUUGAAUUUAGUCCCUUUUAUAUAGUAGGAUAAAGCUAUCUAAGCAUUAAGUUAGAAAAGAGAAACUUAUGGUAUAUAAGCGUAGUAAUGUUUUUAAUAAUAUAACUGUUUUUUUCAGUAAUCUUCUGAAAUUAACAUUCAUUUUACAGUCAAAUUCAUUUGUAUGAAAGAAAAACCGAACUUACGUUUUGCUUUAUAAAAUGAUAACUUUUGGAAGUGGUCUAAAAUCGUGGUCACUUUUAGUGUUUGAACUUUUAAGUUUGAUGUGUAUUUGUCUAAAUUGGUGAAUAAAGAACCAAUUAAUUCAUUGUAUUAAAUCAACUUUUUUCCUUGUGGCUGCAAGAUAUCGCUUUUUAAAAAAAUAUCUUAGCAUAAAAUAUUGAUUUGGCUUAUGUUUAAUCAAUUAAAAAAGCUAUCAUCACUCACAUAAUUCAUAUAUAAUGAGAUAAUAUAUGUUGAUAAAAACUCAGGAAAACUACUUUUAAUACGUUAUUAUCUUUAUAUAUAUAUAUAGUGUAUAUAUCCUGCUUUAUCAUUUUUACAUCUAACGAUAAAUGAAACUGUAGUUAUUCUUUUACACCCAAAGAAAAAGAAACUGUAGUUCUUAUAUCACUUAAAUACAAAUGUUGGUUGCUCAAAAGAAAACAAAUGUUGUAGCGUUUCUGUAGCUGCUAGGAACAAAAAAUUAAAUUGAAAAAGUACAAGCUCAAAUUUUGUAUAUUUUAAGCAAAGAGAGCAAAAGAAAAGCUUGGCCAAAUAUAUCCAGUAAAAAGUACAAUACUUGUGGUAAUAUAGAACGAAGUACACACAAAAGAUCAUUAUUAAAAUAGAUCCAUAUUAAAUAUAAAAGACAACAUUCCCCUUGGAAUAUAAAACAACAAAAAUAUAAAAUAAAAUAGUCUUUGAAUUAAUCUCAUUAAAUUUUCACAAGAGGGGCCUAAUUUUUUCCUAUAUAAACACAUGAAGGCAGCAAUUCAUCUCAAACCCCACAGCAAAAAAGCCACUCACCUUUUUCUCUCCAUCUCUCUCUCUGCUUCCAUGGCCACCAAGCUCGACACAAGCAGCUUACUGUUCGCUCUCUUGUCCAAAUGUAGCCUCCUUACCCAAACCAACCUCGCUUUGUCUCUCCUCGUAGCCUCCAUCGCUUCGCUCGCUCUCUCUCUCUUCUACUGGUCUCAUCCCGGAGGACCUGCAUGGGGAAAAUAUUUCCUCCAUCGCCGCCACCGAACCACCGUGAUUCCCGGACCAAGAGGCUUACCUUUUGUCGGAAGCAUGUCUCUCAUGUCAAACGCUUUAGCACACCGCUGCAUAGCCGCAACCGCGGAGAAAUUCGGAGCCAAACGUUUGAUGGCGUUUAGCUUGGGAGAUACUCGCGUGAUCGUCACGUGCAACCCUGAUGUAGCUAAAGAGAUUCUAAACAGUCCGGUUUUCGCUGACCGUCCGGUUAAGGAAUCAGCGUAUUCCCUUAUGUUUAACCGGGCUAUCGGUUUCGCUCCUUACGGCGUUUACUGGCGAACGUUGAGGAGAAUCGCUUCUUAUCAUCUUUUCAGCCCUAAACAGAUUAAACGCUCUGAAACGCAGAGACGUGUGAUCGCGAAUCAGAUGGUGACGUGUCUCGCAAAACAGAGUAGCAGCAACGGAGGACUCUGUUACGCUCGUGACUUGAUCAAAACGGCAUCGCUUAACAACAUGAUGUGCUCCGUUUUCGGGAAAGAAUACGAGCUUGAACAUGAGCACGAUGAAGUGAAUGAGCUACGUGGUUUGGUCGAAGAAGGUUAUGAUUUACUCGGAACACUUAACUGGACCGAUCAUCUCCCAUGGCUGUCGGAAUUUGAUCCUCAGGGAAUCCGGUCUAGGUGCUUUAGUCUCGUACCGAAAGUAAACCGGUUCGUGAACCGGAUUAUAUCUGACCACCGUGAUCAAACUCGUGACUCGCCUAGUGACUUCGUUGACGUAUUACUUUCUCUUGAUGGUCCGAAUAAAUUAUCCGACCCGGAUAUGGUCGCGGUCCUCUGGGAAAUGAUAUUUAGAGGAACUGACACGGUGGCUGUAUUGAUCGAAUGGAUUCUUGCUAGGAUGGUCUUUCAUCAAGAUAUUCAGACAACAGUUCACAACGAGCUUGACCAGGUCGUGGGGAGAUCAAGAGCCGUGGAAGAAUCUGACGUGGCUUCUCUAACAUAUCUGACGGCUGUGAUCAAAGAAGUCUUGAGGCUUCACCCGCCAGGUCCACUUCUGUCGUGGGCCCGUUUAGCAAUCACAGAUACGAUCAUUGACGGUCGUCGUGUGCCGGCAGGGACCACUGCAAUGGUUAACAUGUGGGCUAUAGCGCAUGAUCCACACGUGUGGGAAAAUCCGUUGGAGUUUGAACCCGAAAGGUUUGUAGCCAAGGAAGGUGACGUUGACUUCUCGGUUCUUGGGUCGGAUCUAAGGCUUGCACCGUUUGGGUCGGGUCGUAGGGUUUGUCCUGGGAAGAACCUGGGUUUGACCACCGUGACGUUUUGGAUCGCGACGCUCUUGCAUGAGUUUGAAUGGCUUGCACCGUCGUCAGAUGACAAGACCGUUGACUUGUCCGAGAAACUGAGGCUCUCGUGUGAGAUGGCUAAUCCUCUCGCUGUUAAGUUGUGCUGCAGGCGCAGUAUAAGCGUAUGAAAAGAUUAUUAUACACUGAAGGAAUAAGAAAAUAUAUGCGAGUGCGAUGCAGAAAAGAAAAGAAAGGAAAACGAAAAUAAGAAUAGGAUGUGAAGCUUUUUUAUAUUAACAUUUUGCUGAUACGCAACGUGUGUGGUGGUGUGAGGAGUGGUGCAUUGUAAAUAUAAUGAAAAACAUGAGCUAAUAUACCAUGUGGAUGUCACAGAAAAGAUUAGAGCUACUUAUGUGAGUUUCUAUUUUAAUAUUUAAACUUAAUUUUCUCGUUUGGAUGUCACAAAACUAUAUUACAUUUGUAUAUUUUAACCUAAAAGUGUAGACAUUAUAAAUAUAUAUAUAUAUGUCAUUCAUAAACUCUUAUGUAUUUGAAAGAUUGAUGAUUUAUAAUUUGAACACAUAUUAACAAAAAUUAAAUACCCACUUUGAUUUAUUUUUAUUUUUUUUGUUUUGUUUUCAAAAUUUUGCAAACCUCAAUAAAAUUAUACCACUCAUAUUUUAGUUUUAAAUUUAUGUUUUAUUUAAAAUAAAAUGCAUUAAUUAGAGUUUAAAACAUCAAUCUUUCAAAUACAAAAACAAAAGCUAAACAUCAAAUAGGAUAUAGUUAAAAUUAAGCUCCAUUUGUGGUAGUAAAGCAAUUCCAAUAACUAACAUCUUAAUAUAGAGAACUAAAAUUAGCUUACCAAAAUCUACUAAACACCUAUUAUAGGAGAAUGGAUCUUUGACAUAUAUCAUUAGGAAACCCUAUAUACAAGUCGCUUACUUAUAUUGGAAAAAUGAACAAAAACAUUAAUUAGAGUUUAAAACAUCAAUCUUUCAAAUACAAAAACAAAAGCUAAACAUCAAAUAAGAUAUAGUUAAAACUAAGCUCCAUUUGUGGUAGUAAAGCAAUUCCAAUAACUAACAUCUUAAUAUAGAGAACUAAAAUUAGCUUACCAAAAUCUACUAAACACCUAU